Molecule: messenger RNA, 2751 nt
Organism: Maudiozyma barnettii
Lineage: Eukaryota; Fungi; Ascomycota; Saccharomycetes; Saccharomycetales; Saccharomycetaceae
Gene: VPS54
Product: Vps54p
Exons: 1
Coding region: 1-2751 (916 amino acids)
Biological process (GO): retrograde transport, endosome to Golgi; Golgi to vacuole transport
Cellular component (GO): GARP complex
Molecular function (GO): syntaxin binding
Source: RefSeq, a predicted model, not a curated record
AUGUCAAAUACGAAAGGGGAGGAGCCAUUUAUACGACCAUUGAUUAAAGUUGAAACAGAAGAGCCUGUUAAUAGAGAUAGGGACUCUAGCGAUGUAGCGAUAAGCCAGAGAACAACUACACCAGUUACAAGUAUUCCUCGUAGAAGUGUUGACUCAAUUGCAUCUCUAGGAUCUGUUGCAACAACGACAACUGCUGCCGGAAACCACAGAUUUACAUUCUCAAUGGAUUCGAAAUCAGGUUCCCAAAAUUAUUCGCCCCUGGGAAACAAUUCAAUAUACGAAGUUAUCAUGAAUACCAGAUAUAAACAUUGGCUACAGACACCUACUAAUAUUGAUAUUACACCUGUUAUAUUAAGUAAAAAUGAAUUGGCAGAAAACUGGAACGACUCUGUUACAAGCUAUGUUAACUCCAUACAGGAUGAUGCCGAAACAUUUGUUAAUCGGUCUGAUAUUCGAAACAUAAACCGUAUUGAGGAAAUGAAAUUAUAUCAAGUUACAGACGAUUCUGAUCAAGAUGGGUCUAAGAGGAAAUAUGCUGAUGAAGAAUUAAGCAUAAUAAACGAAGAAAAUGACGCUAUUAGUCAAGUGCCAAGUUUUUAUUUCGACAAGUCUUUCUCUUUAGAUAACGAACGUAUUUUUAGGAAGGUAAUAGAAGGUAUCGACCUGAGACUGAAUAAACUGAGUGAAAUAAAGAGUACCAACCAACAGGACUCAGAGGCUAGCAAAAUUCAACAAGAGGCACCAUACACAGAACUGAAAGAUAAACUAAGUGAUUAUUUAGAUAUUGUGGAGACAUCUUUGGUAAGUGAAUUAUCCAAAGCAUCACCUCAAUUUUUCUACGCAUUGAGCGAGGUUGAUCAUAUACAACAAAAAGUGUCUGAUACAGUUUCUGACUUAGAUAAACUCAAUAUUACCUUAAAGGAUGACAAAAGAAAAGACAUAAGUGAGAAAAUAAAACAUCUGAAAACAAUCUUCAAAAGGAAGAAUAUCGAAAAAUUAGAACAAGGUCUACUUCAGGUUAAGCUUGUCCUAGAGAAGGUUGAAGUGUGCAAAUCAUAUUAUAAUAAGGAUGAGUACGAUGAUAGUUUAGGAAUGAUCAAAUCAAUAGAUUCUUUGAUCAGAGGAAACAAUGACAACGAUGAAAAUGUUGCUGAAUGGACUAAACAUUGGCCAUACCAACUGGUUGAUUUAAAAUCUGUACCGGCCUUAAUUGAAACCAGGGAGUUUCUGACUAACAUGAAAAUUGAAGUUGGUGGAAAAUUGGCUAUUCAACUCUCUGACAUCUUGCUAGGCGAUGUACGGUCUCAUUAUGAAACUAUCGAUGUAGGAAAAACAUUAGAAAGAUUACAAAAUGGGUUCGAUACAAAAACAAACUAUACAGAAUUGAAUCCCGAAUUACAAGAAUCGAUUAAAGAAAUUAUUGCAAAACUUUACAAAUGUGAGGAAUUGGCAAGUGGUUUUAACCUAUAUCAAAACAAGAGUCUAACAGAGUGUAAAAAUAUAAUUAAAGAAUAUCUCCCUUCUGGUCGUAACGCAACAGACUCAAUGCCCGUAUCAACUGCACCUUCUUCUGCAUCACUGACUGGGAACCAGAAGGACAGUUCCCCAAUUGGUGAUACUUCAUUAACUGAUAUUAAGCAAUCAACUACUGGAGGGAAUGCACCAAAACUUUCGACAUUAAUUAGAGAACAAAUGCCAAUGGAGUUCCAAAAUAUGAUAGUUGAAAUAUUUACACGAUGUAGUGAAGCAAUUAGAGUAUUAUUCCAACAUCAAAAGAUUUUACUCGAUGUUGCAUUGAAUGUUAUCGAUGCUGAUGGGGGUGAAAAUAGAGCCUCUGAGAAUCAACAUAAUAUGAUUACACAACUAGAUAUACGAGCAGGAAUAAAUGAGAUUAUUGGUGUUAUUCAACUAAGAAUGGGUAAAAUAUUAGCUGUCAGGAAAGAAAUAACAUCUACUCUACGUUAUGAUCACUUUUUACAACUGUAUGCCAUAACGGUUUUAUUCAUUCAAGAAUGUGAAGCUCAAAGUGGUGAAUUUUUAACCAAAUAUUUGAGUGAUUCGCUGGCGUCUCAAAUAAAACAUUGCAUUUCUUGUAGGGAUACAAAAAAUACCAGAACAAUUCAAAAGAAAAUCGAAUUAGAGAACUGGCAACCUUUCAUAGUGAAUCCAUCUUUCCAAAAGGACGUCAACGAGAUCGUUUCAUGUGUCGACAUUGAUCCUAUUGCUUGGACCAAUCUUCUUCAUCUAAGCGCGAAUGAUAAAGAAAACGUAAAGCCAGAGACAACAAGUAAGAUCCAAGGUGACGCAGGGAUCGACACAGCACAAUCUGGUAAUAGAAAAUCUGUUGUUGUCGGUGAUAAUACAUUUGUUGCAAGUGACUCAUUGUUAACAGCCAUUACUUUAAUAAGAGAGUUAUUGAUUUUAUCAAUAAAUUUACCAUCGAUAUACUUGUCAUAUUUUGAGAAGUUGUGCUUUAACCUUUUGAAAUGUUUCAAUACGUACACAAUCGGUACAGUUACUAUGCCUGGAAGACCAAUGAAGAGCUUUGGUAAAAAUUUAUCGAUAAUGGCCGAAACAUUAGAUUGUCUGGCCGAAUUUGUUGGAAUAGUACAAAGAUUCUAUCAACGUGUAUCUGAUACUACAAGAGACUUUGUACCAUAUGACCCAAGCAACUAUGCAUCUUUACUCAAACAAUACCAUUCUUCUACCGAGAGAAUAUACGCUGCCAAUGCCCCACCGCCACCUACAUAA